This is a messenger RNA of Quercus lobata, 2216 nucleotides long. RefSeq names its product nucleobase-ascorbate transporter 6-like. Gene Ontology annotation, cellular component: membrane. The record is from RefSeq and is a predicted model, not a curated record. The transcript has 15 exons. Gene Ontology annotation, molecular function: transmembrane transporter activity. The coding region runs from base 446 to 2047 and encodes 533 amino acids. NCBI's taxonomy places the organism in Eukaryota, Viridiplantae, Streptophyta, Magnoliopsida, Fagales, Fagaceae. Gene Ontology annotation, biological process: transmembrane transport.
CAAAUAUAAAUAAAUGGAGAUUAAGCUUACAAAAGAAUGAAGUAAGAGAUUCUUUUGGGUCACAGAGUAGGAAUUUUUGGUUUCUUUCUCACUUUAGGAGGGAACACAGACAGUAUCUCUCUCUCCUUUUGCUUUUCUCUUCUUUUCCUUUCUUCCCUUUGUUGUUUUUUUUCCUUCUUAACGAUUACAUUCACUUUAUGUUUUCUUGGACUCCAAGUGGCUCUUAUGUUGGACUGUAAACUAACGCAUUAUGUUAUAUGUAAUCACAUUAAAAACAUACCCUUUUGAUUCUCCCAAGUUGUUCUAGCUUGUUGAGUGUUUUUCACUGCAACGCUUGGUUUCUGAUAACUGCUGCUGCUGCUGCUGCUACACAUAUUAUACACAAUACACUCCUUGUAAUCUUUUGAGGGAAAAGAAAGAAAAGUAAAGAAGAAGAGAAACAAAGAUGGCAGGUGGACAAGCUGCACCACCACCAAAACAAGAAGAGUUACAGCCACAUCCAUCCAAAGAUCAGCUCCCAAAUAUUUCUUUCUGCAUAACUAGUCCUCCACCAUGGCCCGAGGCAAUUCUACUUGGUUUCCAACAUUACCUGGUGAUGCUUGGCACAACUGUUUUGAUCCCGGCAUCUCUUGUUCCACAGAUGGGAGGAGGCAAUGAGGAGAAAGCAAAAAUGAUUCAGACGAUAUUGUUUGUGGCUGGUUUGAACACAUUGUUUCAAACCUUUUUUGGGACUCGGCUACCUGCUGUGAUCGGAGCUUCUUAUACCUUUGUGCCAGCAACCAUUUCAAUCAUUUUGGCUGGUCGAUACAGUGAUGUUUUAAAUCCACAGGAGAAAUUUGAAAGGAUAAUGCGUGGAACCCAGGGUGCUCUUAUUGUAGCAUCGACUCUCCAGAUCGUAAUUGGCUUUAGUGGACUUUGGCGUAAUGUUGCGAGGUUCCUAAGUCCAAUUGCUGCUGUUCCCCUAGUUGCUUUGUCAGGUUUUGGGCUAUAUGAGUUUGGUUUUCCUGUGCUUGCAAAAUGCGUGGAGAUUGGGCUGCCACAACUCAUCAUUCUGAUACUAAUUUCACAGUAUGUACCUCAUUUGAUACGUGGGGAGAAGCAUGUCUUUGAUCGCUUUGCUGUUAUAUUCUCGGUGGCGAUUGUUUGGAUUUAUGCUCAUCUGCUCACUGUGGGUGGGGCUUACAAGAAUACAGGGCCUAAAACUCAAUUAAGUUGUAGAACUGAUCGCGCUGGAAUUAUUGGCGCUGCUCCAUGGAUAAGAGUUCCAUAUCCUUUUCAAUGGGGAGCUCCCACGUUUGAUGCGGGAGAAGCUUUUGCUAUGAUGACUGUUUCGUUUGUUGCUCUUGUAGAGUCCACAGGUGCUUUCAUUGCUGUGUCAAGGUAUGCAAGUGCAACUCCACUGCCACCUUCUAUUCUUAGCCGUGGUGUUGGUUGGCAGGGAGUGGGCAUUCUGUUCUCUGGGAUAUUUGGAACUGGAAUUGGGUCAUCAGUUUCUGUUGAAAAUGCAGGUUUAUUAGCAUUGACACGUGUUGGUAGCCGAAGGGUUGUCCAAAUAUCAGCUGGUUUCAUGAUCUUCUUUUCCAUCCUUGGAAAAUUUGGAGCUGUCUUUGCUUCAAUCCCAGCACCAAUCAUUGCAGCUUUAUACUGCCUGUUUUUUGCCUAUGUGGGUUCAGCAGGCCUCAGUCUUCUUCAGUUUUGCAAUUUAAACAGCUUCAGGACAAAGUUUGUAUUAGGCUUCUCUAUUUACAUGGGCUUAUCAAUACCUCAAUACUUCAAUGAAUAUACAGUUGUUAAAGGCUAUGGUCCUGUCCACACUGAAGCAAGAUGGUUCAACGAUAUGAUCAACGUGCCCUUCUCAUCGGAAGCAUUUGUUGCUGGCUUGUUGGCCUUUUUCCUUGACGUCACACUGCACCGGAAAGACAAUCAAACCAGGAAAGAUAGAGGCAUGCAUUGGUGGGAUAGGUUCCGGUCAUUCAAAACAGACACAAGAAGCGAGGAAUUCUAUUCCCUGCCCUUCAAUCUGAACAAGUUUUUCCCAUCUGUUUGAUCUUUGGGGCAUGUAGUUUUGACUUGUAACCAAAUCAUGCUCCUCCAAUAUCACUUUGUUGGUAUCACACUAUGUAACAUCGAUCGCAUUUUUCUCUUUUAUCGUAAGUUGUUUAACUAUAUAAAUCAACUUAGCACUUAGCAGUACUAAUGAAUACCUUCUUUUCGCA